AUAGAACAGCUUUGGGAAAGCUCUUAAUUGUCGGUUACACUUUCCGCGGGUCGGUUGUGUUUGUUGUUUUGUUGCUCACAGUCGACGCCUAGAAUCAACAAUAAACAAUUAACUAUUGCCGCACCAACGACAGCAACAAAAAACAAUAACUGCGACAAAUAGCAUCAAUUUUACACAAUAGCAAUAACAACAAUAAAUAUAAUUACAACUACAACUACUUGAGAAUCAAAGGCAGACAAAACGGCGUUUUUACCGCAGCGUCGACUAUUCAGCGGCGGCGGCGUUGGCGUCGGCGUCUUGGGCGGCAGCGGCCCAAUGAAGCAACAACAGUCAACGCCGCCUCCGCUGCCGCAGUCGCAGCCGCCGUCGCUGUCGCAAGCAGGAGGAGCAGCAGCAGCUGAGGGCAGCGUCGUGGCCAAUGCGAUCAGCAAUCUCAAUGGCACCAACAAUAACAACAACAGCAUUGAUGCAACAACAAAAACACGGCCACCCCUUUAUCCCAAACCAAAGACACCGUCAUUUGACAAGGAUCGGGAUUACAUUGGCUUUGCCACGCUGCCAGAGCAAGUGCAUCGCAAGUCGGUGAAGCGUGGCUUCGAGUUCACACUGAUGGUCGUCGGAGAGUCCGGACUGGGCAAAUCGACGCUCAUCAACAGCCUGUUCCUCGGGGAUCUGUACAAGAACCGUCAGAUGCCCAAUGUGGAGGAGCGCAUCGAGAAGACAACACGUGUCGAAAAGAAGACCAUGGACAUCGAGGAGCGUGGCGUACGAUUGCGUCUUACGGUCGUCGAUACACCUGGCUUUGGGGAUGCCAUCAAUUGUGAGGAUAGCUGGCGUGUCUGCACGCAGUACAUCGAUGAGCAGUUCCGUCAGUAUUUCACCGAUGAGAGCGGCCUCAAUCGCCGCAACAUCCAGGACAAUCGUGUCCAUUGCUGCCUCUACUUUGUCCCUCCCUGGGGUCACAGCUUGCGGCAAAUGGACUUGGAUCUGAUUAGGCGACUGCAUCGCAAGGUGAACAUUGUGCUGGUCAUUGGCAAGGCGGAUUGUCUGAACAAAACGGAGGUGCGCAAGCUGAAGGAGCGCAUACUGCAGGAUCUCGAGGACAAUCACAUACAGUUGUAUCAGUUUCCCGAAUGCGAUUCCGAUGAGGAUGACGAUUUCAAGCAGCAGGACCGCGAGCUCAAGGCAUCGAUACCCUUUGCUGUUGUCGGCAGCAAUACCAUACUCGAGGUGGCUGGCAAGAAGGUGCGCGGACGUCAAUAUCCUUGGGGCGUUGUCAAUGUCGAGGAUGCCGAGCACAGUGAUUUUAUCAAGCUGCGCACAUUCCUUAUAUCCACGCACAUGCAGGACCUCAAGGACACUACACAGGAUGUGCACUACGAGAACUUUCGGGCACAGUGCAUCUCACAAAUAUCGCAGCAUGCGCUGCGUGAACGUGGCAAGUUGAAGCGCGAUUCGAUUAGCUCAACGAAUGGAUUCGAUGCGGCCAUUUCGGAAACGGAUCGCUUGCUCUUGCAGAAGGACGAGGAGAUCCGACGCAUGCAGGACAUGCUCACGCAAAUGCAGGAGAAGCUCAAGCAGACGCAUCUCAUGGAGAUGAAGAAGAAUGAUAGCGUCAUCGAUGUCUAAAUUGCGACAAGAUAAAGUUGCGUGUUCAAUUUUGCACCUUGAUAUCUAUAUAUAUAUAAAUAAUAUAUAUAUAUACAUGCAUAUAUAUUAUAUAUAUAAAUACUUAUAUAGACUUCUCCUUCUCUCCCCAAAAAAAACGCACACACACUUACCAAUACAAAACACACAGACACACGCCUCUAAAUAGGCGCACAACCACCAAAAAAAUAAUACGUUUUUAAGAUUAGCACAGUUUCCAGUUAUACAAAUUUUGUUCUUAAGCUUUUUGUAGUUUCCCAAAGUAAGAGUCAAAUUUAACAGCCGUAUUUACGUUCUAGAUAUAUAUUUCAAUACACAAACUGACCAAAUUAUUUCAUAUACCUACAAUUUGUCAACAAUUUACUCGAACAAAAUUGAUAACUAGAGGCAGAUUUUUAAUGAAGUAGCAGUGCAAUUAAUCAUCUAGGAACAUGCCUGUUGAAUUCGCUUUCGCUUCCAAUUCGCCAAUUUUUCUUAUAAGAACUCAAUUCAAAUUUCAAUUGUUAAACGUAGAUUUAAUAAUAUUUGACAGCAUAAUUGCUAUAUAAUUAGAUUCAUGUACGUAUUGGCUAAGAAAACGAAUUCCAGAACAUCAUUCAUCGAUGAUACACAACAUUAUAAAAUACCAAAGUCAAAUCAAGUUUACAAAACUGAAUGAAACAACUGCAUUACAAACUCAUAACAAGCGAAGAGUUAAUCUGAAU
This is a messenger RNA of Drosophila sulfurigaster albostrigata, 2351 nucleotides long. It is a transcript of the gene Septin4, whose product is annotated as septin-5. Gene Ontology annotation, molecular function: GTPase activity; molecular adaptor activity; GTP binding. Gene Ontology annotation, biological process: regulation of exocytosis; cytoskeleton-dependent cytokinesis. The record is from RefSeq and is a predicted model, not a curated record. NCBI's taxonomy places the organism in Eukaryota, Metazoa, Arthropoda, Insecta, Diptera, Drosophilidae. The coding region runs from base 316 to 1629 and encodes 437 amino acids. The transcript is spliced from 5 exons. Gene Ontology annotation, cellular component: synaptic vesicle; septin complex; septin ring.